AUGGAUCAUCUGCUCAAGAAGAGUGUUGUCAGUCGUCGCUCGUUUACUUAUGGUUAUUAUGUCUCACCCGGAGACAAGUCAGCCCCAGAACGCCCGGCACUAAUUUUCAUUCAUGGCUGGCCGGAUUCUGCCUACUUGUGGAGCGAGAUAUCCAAGGGCCUUAGCGACCUCCCAAACAAGUUGGUAUUCAUUGACUGCUUGGGCUACGCUUCUACCGACAAACCCCAACAGACAAGUUCCUACUCCUUUCAAGGGCAAGCUGAUGAUGUUGUUGACAUCCUUCGAAAUGAAGAUGUGAAGUCUGCUAUUGUUGUCGGACACGACUGGGGCAGUGUAUUGGCACAACGAGUCUUCCUACACCAUCGUGAACUGUUCAUUGGUGUUGUGCUCGUGAAUGCUGGGUACAUGGUACCCACAGAUCAGCCAUUUGACCUCGAGGCAGUCAACAAGUUUACGAAGGGGGCAAUAGGCCACCCGCAGUUCGCAUAUUGGGACUUCUUCGUCAACGAAGAAGCUGCAUCUGUCAUGGACCCUAGGUUGGAGCGGGUGUGGCAGGUCCUUCACGGGCAUGGUGACGACUGGUUAAAAAGUAACUUUUGCACUCCAGGGGCUAUGCGCAUAUUUCUUGAGGGGAAAGAAGAUGUGCCGUUGAAGCCAUAUGCGCAGAACCCAAAGUGGCGAGAUCACUGGAUUGAGCAGUUCAAACAGGACGGAAUGGACUCAACAUUCUUCAUGUACAGGGCGAUGGUCACCGGUGUGCAGAGUCGAUCGGAUUUGGACCUUGUGAAGGGAAAUCUGGCCAUCGAUGUCCCUCUACUGUUUAUCUUCUGCUCCAAAGACACUCUUUGCCCCGCAUCAAUGAUGUCACAGGCAAAGCAGGAGAACUUGGUUCCCAAGCUCACAGAGGUCGAGGUCGAUGCUGCGCACUGGUCUCCCAUGGAGAAGCCUCAUGAAUUGGUUCGACACAUUAAGGAGUUUAUGAAGGAUGCUCUUUAG
Messenger RNA from Clonostachys byssicola, 996 nucleotides. The record is from the annotation of a GenBank genome assembly. NCBI's taxonomy places the organism in Eukaryota, Fungi, Ascomycota, Sordariomycetes, Hypocreales, Bionectriaceae.